This is a messenger RNA of Cariama cristata (Red-legged seriema), 804 nucleotides long. It is a transcript of the gene FATE1, whose product is annotated as fetal and adult testis expressed 1. NCBI's taxonomy places the organism in Eukaryota, Metazoa, Chordata, Aves, Cariamiformes, Cariamidae. The coding region runs from base 1 to 804 and encodes 267 amino acids. The record is from RefSeq and is a predicted model, not a curated record. Gene Ontology annotation, cellular component: peroxisome; mitochondrial outer membrane. The transcript has 6 exons. Gene Ontology annotation, biological process: positive regulation of mitochondrial fission.
AUGUGGCCGUUUUGGGGACUGGACCUGAACCGAGUCCGCUGUGACCUGCUUUUCACAGAAGCCAUCAAUCAAAGGAUGCAGGUUCCGAACAGGCUGAAGGUAGCAGAUAGCUUCAGCCCUGUGGAUGAGGAGCCAGUGACAGAGGAUGUCCCUCCUUCUUUUCGGAUGCACAUCCCUGAUAGGAUUUCUCUUGCAGAAAUAUCAGAUGCCAGUUUGAGGCCCAUUUUUUUUUCGCAAAAGAAGGUGCACAUAUCCCCGGACUCUGCGCAGCCCACCUUCCUCGGGGAGCUCCCCUUUCUGCACGUAGCCAGCAGAUCAAGCUCCCAGAAACGCAAACGAUCGGGCCAUCACAGCAGCAGGUCGCGGCGGGAGAGGACUCCAAAUGACUGUGCCCAGCUGGCCUUGCACAGCCCGAGCCAACACCAUGAGCGGCCGGACAUGUGCCCCCUGCCCCCGCGCCGUGCUCCGUUCCCCCUCUUCACGGAAACGGGCAGGAUCUACUCCAUGCAGAACAUCUUCCAGACCAUGUACCUCCUGGGCCAGGUGCUCUUCCACCGUGUCCAGCACUCUCUGCAAGACCCAGUGCUGGCCAGCUCCCAGGAGGCUGGCCCAGCCCCAGAGAGCACCUUGGAGGAGGUCGGGGUGGCUGAGAUGGCAGCAAUGAGAAAGCAGUUGACGAGGAUCUCGGGGAGGCUCCGUGUACUGGAGGAGCAGUGCAAUACCUGGCGGCAGAAGGACACCCUGGUCUACUCCGUGCUGAUCUCCGCCUGUCUCAUCAACACGUGGCUCUGGCUGAGGAGAUGA